AGUGUCGUUCCUGCGUGACGUUCUUAGAACGUACAGAAGUUUUAUUAAAGCCAGAAUUCAUCUUAACAGUUUAGAUAGCAUCAUUAAAGUCGCAGUGAUAAUUGCAACCAGCCAUUGAAAACACAUCUUUUAAUACGAUGUACAAAGACAUAAACUGUCCUGUGGGAAACAUGGUGUUCAGGAAGAUGUGAGUGAGAUGUGCAGCAUGUGCAGUGAUGCUUCAGGAACCUUCAUAUGUUGUUGUCUUUGUCUGACAGAAGAGCUGUAGUACUGAACCUUACAACGGGACAACGCAUUAAAGAACUAAUGUUUCUCUUUGUUUAACAUGGCAUCGAACGACUUGGUUGCGGAGAGGGAAAAAAUCCAGAGGCAGAUUUUGGCUCUUGAGAAUACUCUUGGAGUGGACAGUAGCAUUGCAGAACUACUGUCAUCUGACAGCAACAGUGAUGAUGAUGACAGUGGACCUACAGUUGAUGGAGUGCCAAGUGGUGACUUGGAAGCAGAACGUCAGCGGAUUCAGAGGGAGAUUGAGGAUUUAGAGAAUACACUUGGCACUAAUGCAGCACUAGUUGACAUUUUGACAGAGAGUGAACACGGCUCUGGUUCUAGUGACGAGGACAGUGAUGAUGACGAGUUGGAUCUUCCUCAAAAUGUGGAGACCUGCCUGCAGAUGAAUUUGGUUUAUCAGGAAGUGCUGAAAGAAAAAUUAGCCGAGCUGGAGCGACUUCUAAAUGAUAAUCAGCAGGAGCAGAAACAGAUUGAGGCCCAGCUUUCUGGUCCAACCACUUCUAACUCCACCAACCCUACACUACCACCUCAGAAACACUUUCUGGGAUACUUCAUGAAGCCUUAUUUCAAAGACAAACUCACUGGUCUGGGCCCUCCAGCCAAUGAAGAGACGAAAGAGAGGUUGAGUCAUGGUACCAGACUCUUUGAUGAGCUGAAAAUAAAAAGAUGGGAAGGUUGGCAGAAGGCUUUGCUGAUCAACGGGGUGAUCACAGACACUAUGAAACGCAUGUUACAGCCCAAACUAUCUAAGCUAGACUACCUGAGUGCCAAGAUGUCUAAAGCCACGGAUGAGGAAAAAAAAGAGAUGAAAAAACAAGUAGAAUUAAUUGAGAAGGACAUUUCAGAAAUCAGUGCAAUGAAAGAGGACCAGCUGAUGGGUGAACUGCAUGAUGAUCAUGACUGGGAGAAAAUAUCGAACAUUGACUUUGAAGGUUUGCGACAGGCUGAGGAUUUGAAAAGGUUCUGGCAAAACUAUCUGCACCCCUCCAUUAACAAGUCAGUGUGGAAGAAGGAUGAGAUUGAUAAACUGAGCAAAGUUGCACAAGAGUACAAAUGCUGCCAUUGGGACAAGAUCGCAGAGGCUCUUGGGACCAACAGAACUGCCUUUAUGUGCUUCCAGACUUACCAGCGCUACAUUUCAAAGACUUUCAAAAGGAAAGGGUGGACUAAAGAAGAAGACGAGAUCCUAAAAGAUCUCAUUAAAAAAAUGAAAAUCGGAAACUUUAUUCCAUAUAUGCAGAUGUCAUACUUCAUGGUGGGCCGUGAUGCAUCACAGCUGGCAUACCGCUGGAAUUCUGUUCUCGAUCCCUCUAUAAAGAAAGGCCCUUGGUCCAAAGAAGAGGAUGAGUUGUUGCGGAAGGCUGUUGCAAAGUAUGGCAUCACAGAAUGGUGGAAAAUCAAAGCAGAGGUUCCAGGCAGGACGGAUGGCGCAUGCCGUGACAGAUAUUUGGAUUGUCUUCGAGAGAAUGUGAAAAAGGGUCCUUGGACUAAGGAGGAGAUUGAGCUGCUAAAACAAAAAGUUGAGAAAUACGGUGUUGGCAAGUGGAGUAAGAUUGCUUCAGAGAUCCCAAACCGGCUUGACUGCCAGUGUCUUUACAAGUGGAGAAAACUGACUCAAUUUAGAAAAGGCACAAAGAGAGUACAAAAGAAUGUGCCUGUACAACAAAAAGCAAAGAGACGAAAAUUGAUGAGAAAGAACAUUAAAGAGGAGAUCGAAAUCACCUCAGGCUCUGAGGAAGAAGAACAAAUGAAGAUAGAAUACAUGGACAGCGAUGCUGAACCAUCCUUAGGAGAUGAACCAGAUGAACCAGAUGUUCCCCCAGACAAAGAUUUAAGUCCAGAAAUACAACCAAAGGACUAUGUACAGCCAGACAUGAAGGAAUGGAUUCCUGUAAAUGCAAGGCCAAUGGUUCGUGAUGCAGGAACUGUUAGGACUGUGUGGGUGAGCCUACCCACCAAUGAGGAUGAGCAAAAGAAAUCCACUAAAGAAUCUACCCUGGGCCGCAUCCGAUCAGAGAACAGCGUCUGUCCACCAAUGAGACCCUGUCUUGUGCGCAACACCAUCCUGAAUCGUUUUGGAAACAUGGAAAGGACUUAUGUGGGUCUGGAUCCUAUUGUCUUGCAGAGGCCGGCUGAUGAUGAGAAUUCCAUGAUAAAGGUGCCUAUUAGUGAUAUUAGACACUUUUUACAGAGGAAGGAAACAUCUGCAAUGAAAAAGGAGAAAAGGAAAACUCCAGGAGAUAAAAAGAAAAGAAGGCAGGUCCAGGACUGGUCCAGCCUUAACAAUGAUCUCCUUAAAGCUAUCAGCCCAUGGAUUGGUAAUGUGAUACUGCCUGUGCCAGCAAAUGAAAAGAAAUUUUGCGAAGCUGAUAUUGUUGGAGGAAGAGCAGCAAACAUCACCCUCACAAAGACAGCAGUGUUUUCAUUUUUUGUCAAAACUCUCCACAUGGAUACCGAAGGUUGCAAAAAUGUAAUUAAAGUUUGCAAAAAGAAAGGACCCAAGAUGCAAAAUGCUGAACAUAUACCCAAAAAAGCUCCUCCUAACACAGUCUCAGCAAUGCUUCAGGAGAGUAAACUCAGGAAAGCUGAGCAAAAAGAACCAGCAGGACCCCCUCAACCUCCAACUCCUUUGCAGCCGGUUCAUGUUCUUAACCAUGCCCAGCAACCUGUCUGGCAGAUGACACCCACUUUGGUUCAACCCAACACUCUUGUCAUAACGCAGCCAAACAUGCAGGGGGCAGUGCAGCCUUUACUGCUUAAUGUACUACCACGAACACCACCACAAAUUCCUACUCUAAUACAAUUGACAGCACCAGUACAACCGACCUCAACCUUCAGCCCAACAUCCAAAUCACCAUCCACAGAGAGCAUAAAAAUAGUUAGAAAGACAAGACGCCCCCGCAAACCAACAGAGAAAUUUCAAGCCCUAAUGGAACAGACUAAAACUAACGUUUGCAAGAAAGACAAGGGCAAACAGAGUGUUGUUGUUCCAACCAGUGCAGUACAGAGGCAGAUAAAGUGGAUUCUUACCCCCACUGGGUUUGUACCAGUGACUGGAAUGCUGUCUGCUAAUAUCCCCGACAACCAGACCCUGAACAUGCCAAACACCUCCCUGCUCAAUUACACUACCUUGCGAUGUAUCUCAACCAGUCCAAACCCAUCAUCAUCUGCCCUCGUUCUCCCUGCUUCCUCUUGUAUUUCUGCCUCAAAUGCCUCCAGAGAUCCCCCAAUGCCUCCUCCUUCUAUAAACAUUACCUCCACAGGUAAUGGUUUAGCCAUCCAAAUACCUCCUAAUACCUUAGUACAGAACCAGAGUAUGCCAAACACUACCCCCCAGAUGUCAUCCCAAGCACCCAUCAUAGUGGACCAGAAAGGUUCCUUUGCACACACUGAAGCUAGUCAACCAAGAGUCUCUAUAGAAAACUCAUCAGAGUCUGUUUUAGAUUUGUCUGUUUCAUCCUCUAAAGAAACCACUGCAAGGCUAAAUCUAUCUUAUUGUCCUCCAAUGGGUCCCAGUGUGUCUUCUGCUGUCACAAAUGUUCUCAGUGUCCUUCCGUCUCCCACAGUCUUGAGUAAACCAACUUUGGUUAGCGGACCAGUUGUAUGCAAGCCAACCGAUAAAGUCACAGUGGCUAAGCCUCAAGGUGUUGCUAAAAAUGCUUGUGUUCCUAUAACAGCUAUUCAACAGCCAACCAUCAUCCAAAACCAAGGUUUGCCGAUCACAAUUGUACAACCUAAUUUUCCACAUUCUUCUAAUACGACUCUCCUCCAACCUCUGUCCUCUUCAUCUACAGUUGUAGUUCCAUCAAAAGUACCUCAAAUCACAAAACCAAGUCAACAGUUAAUUCCUAAUCCUGUUCUCCCCUCUAAGAGUUUGAGUUUUGAUCCUAAUUUAGUAUUUCCUGAUCAUUCAACUGAAGUAGAUGACUGGAUGAAUGGGAAAGGAGGUAUUCCACUACCUCAUUUAGAGGUCACUUUGCCAUACCUCCCACCAUCUGUUGCCAGCAUCAAAACACUGACCUCUUUGCUCAAGGUGAAACAAUCUUUAAUUGCAAAUGCAGCCAAAAUCCUACCACAAGAGUAUCAAACUGAGAAAGAGGAGGAAGCUCAAGUAUCUGCCAUCCGCAAACUGGUGGCUGAAAGAUUUGCCACAAAUCCAGCAUACCAGCUUUGUAAGGCUCGUUUCUUGUCGUGCUUUACAUUACCUGCCCUAUUGGCCACCAUAAACCCAUAUGAGGAAUGUGAACUGCCUGAUGAAGAUGAAGCUGAGGAAAUGCAUUUACAAAAGAAUGGAGAGAAUGAUCAGCCACCAGCUGCAAGGGCUGAACUCAACACAAAUGAAAACGAGGCAUCAGCAGCACAGUUCUCAGGAAUCAGUACAAAAAAGCAAAGACGGCGACGUCCAGUUAAAUAAGAUUUAUCACUUGUUCAUACUCCGUUACAGAGAAUGGAUUACCAAUAGCCACAGAUUCUGUUAAAUUUGUGAAUAUUAAUUUAGAAUUUUUUCAGCAUUUUAUCAUAGAAUUUUGAGGGACCAGUUAGAUUGUUUUCAUUGCAUUGAAUUCCGAGAGUUCUUUUAUACAAUGCAGAUAUUUUGUUAAGAAAUUCCAAAAUAUGUUCUGGCAGUGUUCUGAAAAUAAUAAGGUUAGAGAUUUUGCACUUGACUGUUGUUAAAUUAUUCCAAAAUUAUUGUGUAUAUGACAGUUUUGUUGCUGUUAUCUUUGUUUAGUUGAAUAAAGUUUACUAUAGAAGUGUUCCUUUUAUUUGUAUUAUGAAAUUUUUCUAAAGCUUUUAUAUUAGGUCAUAGUUGUAAUCCUACAAGAGAAUGCAAAAAUCUUAAUUUCAUAAUACAUGUAUGGUACACUGAAUGCCAAAAUACUGGAUAUUAUUGGUAAUUUGCCAGGUAUUUAGUUGUAGAUCCGCUUAAGGUUCCAUGAAUUGUCUUAGAAAACGUGUUAAGGGGUUACACUGAAAUAAACGUUGGGUUUCUUUCUUUGUAUCAAUUGUUGGCCCAUAAAAUUAAUAAUUGGGUAAUUGGUGAAGAUUUAAGAU
Molecule: messenger RNA, 5340 nt
Organism: Myxocyprinus asiaticus (Chinese sucker)
Lineage: Eukaryota; Metazoa; Chordata; Actinopteri; Cypriniformes; Catostomidae
Product: snRNA-activating protein complex subunit 4-like
Exons: 25
Coding region: 326-4702 (1458 amino acids)
Source: RefSeq, a predicted model, not a curated record